Molecule: messenger RNA, 1203 nt
Organism: Cryptotermes secundus
Lineage: Eukaryota; Metazoa; Arthropoda; Insecta; Blattodea; Kalotermitidae
Product: paramyosin-like
Exons: 4
Coding region: 1-1203 (400 amino acids)
Source: RefSeq, a predicted model, not a curated record
AUGGACGCCCUCCCACCCCGCCAACAGCGAUGUGGCGGCUCUGGCCACUGUGACGUAGCUGAGACAGAGAGGGACGCAUUAAAACUUGAAGCGGAACAAUUUCGAGGCCAGCGUAAGGACGCCGCAGCACUGAAGGAAGAUAGGCACCGUCGUAUAUUAGAAGCCAAACGCCAAGUAUUGUAUACGAAAGCCAUAGAGGAAGAGAAGGACGCUCUCAAGCUUGAAGCAAAACAAAUUCCAGGCCAUUGUAAGGAAGUCGCAGCAAUGAAGGAAGAUAGGCACCGUCGUAUAUUAGAAGCCAACCGCCAAGCAGUGUAUACGAAAGCCAUAGAGGAAGAGAGGGACGCUCUCAAGCUUGAAGCAGAACAACUUUGGGCCAUAGAGGAAGAGAGGGACGCUCUCAAGCUUGAAGCAGAACAACUUCGGGGCCAGUCUAAGGACGCCGAAGCACUGAAGGAAGAUAGGCACCGUCGUAUAUUAGAAGUCAAACACCAAGCAGUGUAUAAUAAAGACAUAGAGGAAGAGAAUGACGCUCUUAAGCUUAAAGCAGAAAAACUUCGGGGCCAGUCUAAUGACGCCGAAGCACUGAAGGAAGAAAGGAACCUUCGAAUAUUAGAAGUCAAACGCCAAGCAGUGUAUACGAAAGCCAUAGAUGUAUACGAAAGCGAUAGAGGAUUAGAAGACGCUCUCAAACUUGAAGCAGAACAACUUCGAGGCCAGUCUAAGGACGCCGAAGGUCUGAAGAAAGAUAGGCACCGUCGUAUAUAUGAAGUAAAACGCCAAGCCGUGUAUACGAAACCAAUAGAGGAAGAGAAGGACGCUCUCAAGUUUGAAGCAGAACAUAUUCCAGGCCAGUCUAAGGGCUCCGAAGAACUGAAGGAAGAUUGGUACCGUCGUAUAUUAGAAAUCAAACGCCAAGCAGUGUGUACGAAAGCCAUAGAGGAAGAGAAGGACACUCUUAAGCUUGAAGCAGAUCAACUUCGGGGCCAGUGUAAGGACGCCGAAGCACUGAAGGAAGAAAUGAACCGUCGUAUAUUAGAAGUCAAACUCCAAGCAGUGUAUACGAAAGCCAUAGAGGAAGAGAUAGACGCUCUCAAACUUGAAGCAGAACAACUUCGAGGCCAGUCUAAGGACGCCGAAGCACCGACGGAAGAAAGGAAUCGUCGUAUAUUAGAAGUCAAACUCCAAGCAGUGUAUACGUAA